AUGAAUGCAAACCCGCUCAGCGCAAAGCUGACAAAGCUCCUCGCGAGCUCUCUCGAUGACCCAAAACUCAGGACUUCCCUCACUGCCCUCUCAGAGUUCUACACCGUCAAUGCUGUCAACUCGCGACACAACCUCAGGGGCGAUAUCGAACGACGAGGCACCGAAGUCAACUACCAGUUCCUCCAGGAGCUGGAGAAAGUCAACAUCCAAUUCCUGGAACUGGAGGCCGAGAUGAACGAAAUGAACUCGCUUUGUCAGGAGAUGCAGGACCGCCUGAACUUGGCGAAUGACAAGACCGUCACCUUGCUCGAGCAGACUGACGCUCUUCGGGAACAGAGCAACAUUUGUGCGGUGCGGCAGACUAUCUUGGAGGCGUUUCUGGACCGAUUUACAUUGUCAGAGUCAGAGAUUACGAUCUUGUGCUCGACUGCUAUGGAUGUCACGCCUGCCUUCUUUGACGCGCUGGAGCACCUCGAAAACAUUCACGCCGACUGCAACGCGCUUUUGAUCACAGAGCACCAGCGAGCAGGAUUGGAGAUCAUGGACUCGAUGAGAACGUAUCGUAGUAUUUCAUACGAAAAGCUGUUCAGGUGGAUGCAAAAUGAAUGCAGGACAAUGAGCCGACCAGACGGGAUGAUGGAAGUUCGGGAGGUUACCAAGAAGGCGAUCCAAGCACUCAAGCAGGAUGAUCAAUUCUUCAGAUUGAUUCUGGAGGAAUUAGUCCAUGUGCGACGCAACGCUAUCCUUAGAUCAUUCAUCGAUGCCUUGACGAGAGGAGGACCUGGCGGCACACCACGACCGAUCGAACUGCAUGCUCACGACCCCCUGCGAUACAUUGGAGACAUGUUGGCAUGGAUCCAUCAGACUGUGGCGAGUGAACGUGAGUUUUUGGAGAGCGUUCUGAGCAGCGAGCGAAAGAAGCGGGAUCGUGGACAUGUUGAGAUCAAGUUGCCCAAGGCCAGCCCAUUGCGGCUUGUCGAGAGCGAUGCUACAGAUGCAGAGAUUGUUGACUCGCUUCUGGACAAGAACCUCGAAGGAACCGCACGACCACUCAAGUCGCGAGUGGAGCAGGUGCUGGUUUCUCAGGCAAACGCCAUCACAGCAUUCAAGAUCUCCAACCUCAUCAAGUUCUACUCUUCGACAAUCGAGAAGGCCCUCGGAACAGAGGCAACCCUUUCGAAAACGUUGCACGAAAUCUCGGACGCGUCGAUGCAAGUGUUCUUUGACGCGAUCGGAAAACAAUCAGCAGAUCUCUUACGUCGACCCGACUCUCCAGGAACAGAUCUCGGACCACCUCCAGCCAUGAAGGAAACUGUGCUUCAACUCAAGGAGAUCAUGAAAUCUUUCGACACGUCCUUUGUCCAGGUCGAUGAGGGUAACAAGGACUUUGCACCCAUCCUGAGUGCCGUGAUUGAUCCUCUUUUCCAGAUGUGUGAGAUUGGCGCCGCCCACUUGAGUGCCUUCAACAGAGCCAUCUACAUGAUGAACUGUCUUCACUAUGUCCAGUCGGCGCUCGUAUACCCAUUCACAAAGCACAAGGUGGAAGACCUUGAGAAGCAAGUUCAGGACUAUGUCGACACGGUUGUCGAUGAGCAGCAUAUUGUGUUGUUGAAGCAGUCUGGCAUUGCACCAAUAAUACAGGCCAUGGAAACCAAGGAUGAGAAGACGCCAUUAUCGUCGGUACCAGGCAUGGAUGCAAUGUCAAUCUCGGCAAUCUUAUCGCGUCUGGACCACUUUUUGGGAUCGGUGACCUUGGAUCUGUCGUCGUGGCUGUCCAAGAUUGUGUCGUCGAGGCUGGCCAAAACGAUUAGUACACAGAACGUGAGGAUGUUUGUGGAUGCAUACCGGCGCCUGUGCCAGGCCGUUGAGGACCCUAAGAACCAGUACGAGUUCCCAGCUACAAUCCUAGUGCGCACCGCAGACGACGUAGAGGAUCUCCUAGUCGACUAG
Molecule: messenger RNA, 1950 nt
Organism: Linnemannia hyalina
Lineage: Eukaryota; Fungi; Mortierellomycota; Mortierellomycetes; Mortierellales; Mortierellaceae
Source: the annotation of a GenBank genome assembly